Molecule: messenger RNA, 621 nt
Organism: Tetrahymena thermophila SB210
Lineage: Eukaryota; Ciliophora; Oligohymenophorea; Hymenostomatida; Tetrahymenidae
Product: START domain protein
Exons: 1
Molecular function (GO): lipid binding
Source: RefSeq, a predicted model, not a curated record
AUGGAAAACACAUACUAAAAUAUAACUCAAGCUACUUUGAAUGAAGUCUAAGAAGUUAGAGCAAAAAUAACUGAUUGGAAAGAAUUGAAAAAAGGAAAGCAUUUAGUUAUAUAUAACACUCAAUAUAAGGACUACUCUUUGAAGCUUACUAAGGUUAUUGGAACUAUUCCUACAAAUAUUCAAAAAGUAGCUACUUACUUUUUUAGUAAUAUUGAUGUUUAAAGAGCUAAUAGAUCAGAAAUGCUAACUCAGUUGAACGUUGUUGAGCAAAUUGAUGAAAAUUCGUAUAUUAUUUUAUCAAAAACCAAGUCUAAGAUGCUUGUAAGCUCAAGGGAAAAUAUCAACGUUGUACGUAAAAUUUAGCUAAGUGCUAAUGAAAUAGUAAUCGUAAGAUCAAAUGUUGACACUCAUCAUAAGGUUGUUAUUAGUAAAGACUCUGUAUAAUCAUAAACUAAAUUAUUUGGUUUAUUUUUGACAAAAGUUGACGAAAACAACACAAAAAUUGAAGUUUACAAUUUAGUUGAUCCUAAAGGUAGUAUUCCUUCAUCUAUCACCAAUGGAUUUGCUGAUAUGUAACUUAAUGCUUUAGAAAAAGAUAUUGAAGCAUUAUUGAAGCUUUGA